AUGGAUCAACCUGUCGGAGACGGCGCAGAUGGCAGUCUCGGAAGUGUCGGGCGGUUCCACUCCACUUAUGGAAAGAAAGAAUCCGCUGACGGACCGCGUCAACAUGGAGCUGACGAUGUUGAAGAAUCUGACGACGUUGAAGGAUCUUCGGAAGGCGAAGAGGCCUCAAGAAACCUCCCGCUCUUGAUGCAAGCAGUGACUGUCGCUUUUCGAAGUGUCAGUCACUAGGAUCUGAUAGAGUAGGAGGGAGGCGCAUUCCGCCGAGCACUUUGUGAGUUUACGCUUUUUUUAAUGUAAUUGCCCUUUUGGACAAGAAAAAUUUUUUUUCAAGUGAUUUUUGUGUAAAAAUGAAUGAUUUUAGGUGACCCGCCUGUCAACCCUCCUCCAAACAGCCGCCCUGGAACUCUCACGCUGGAGAGCCGGCGAAUCAUUGUCCGAAUUGGAAUGGAUCAACCUGUCGGAGACGGCGCAGAUGGCAGUCUCGGAAGUGUCGGGCGGUUCCACUCCACUUAUGGAAAGAAAGAAUCCGCUGACGGACCGCGUCAACAUGGAGCUGACGAUGUUGAAGAAUCUGACGACGUUGAAGGAUCUUCGGAAGGCGAAGAGGCCUCAAGAAACCUCCCGCUCUUGAUGCAAGCAGUGACUGUCGCUUUUCGAAGUGUCAGUCACUAGGAUCUGAUAGAGUAGGAGGGAGGCGCAUUCCGCCGAGCACUUUGUGAGUUUACGCUUUUUUUUAAAUGUAAUUGCCCUUUUGGACAAGAAAAUUUUUUCAAGUGAUUUUGUGUAAAAUGAAUGAUUUUAGGUGACCCGCCUGUCAACCCUCCUCCAAACAGCCGCCCUGGAACUCUCACGCUGGAGAGCCGGCGAAUCAUUGUCCGAAUUGGAAUGGAUCAACCUGUCGGAGACGGCGCAGAUGGCAGUCUCGGAAGUGUCGGGCGGUUCCACUCCACUUAUGGAAAGAAAGAAUCCGCUGACGGACCGCGUCAACAUGGAGCUGACGAUGUUGAAGAAUCUGACGACGUUGAAGGAUCUUCGGAAGGCGAAGAGGCCUCAAGAAACCUCCCGCUCUUGA
Molecule: messenger RNA, 1072 nt
Organism: Caenorhabditis sp. 36 PRJEB53466
Lineage: Eukaryota; Metazoa; Nematoda; Chromadorea; Rhabditida; Rhabditidae
Source: the annotation of a GenBank genome assembly